This is a messenger RNA of Diaporthe citri, 342 nucleotides long. RefSeq lists its product as uncharacterized. Bases 1 to 342 code for a protein of 113 amino acids. Gene Ontology annotation, cellular component: ribosome; mitochondrial small ribosomal subunit. The transcript has 3 exons. The record is from RefSeq and is a predicted model, not a curated record. Gene Ontology annotation, molecular function: structural constituent of ribosome. Gene Ontology annotation, biological process: translation. NCBI's taxonomy places the organism in Eukaryota, Fungi, Ascomycota, Sordariomycetes, Diaporthales, Diaporthaceae.
AUGUCGAUGUUCAGGGCGAAGAAGCUCGACCUGGGCUGCUUCGUCAACAUCAAGGUCAUCCGCGACCACACCAAGCGGAAGGUGUACGAGAAGCACGAGGCGGAGAGGCAAGCCCUCCGCUACAUCAUCCGCAACACGACCCUCGCGCCGCGCGUGCGCGCGGAGGCCCAGCUGCAGCUGACGCAGAUGCACUGCUACACGAACCCGACGCAGAUCCGCAACCGGUGCAUACUCGGCGGCAAGGGGCGUGGUAUCUUCAGCGACUUCAAGAUGUCGAGGUAUAACUUCCGGCUCCAGGCCAUCGCGGGCUCCCUGCCUGGUGUGCAGAAGGCUAGCUGGUAG